AUGUGUGAGCGCAGUCUCUACAGAGCGGGCUAUGUGGGUUCGCUUCUGAAUCUACAGUCGCCUGACUCCUUCUACUUCUCCAACUUGCGGCCGAAUGGAGGCCAGUUGGCCGCGCUUCCCCCCAUCUCGUACCCGCGCGGCGCGCUGCCUUGGGCCACUGCGCCCGCCUCCUGCGCCCCGGCACAGCCAGCCGGCGCCACAGCCUUCGGUGGCUUUUCUCAGUCUUACUUGACCGGUUCCGGGUGCCUUGGCCUACAGCCCCCGAGCGCCAAAGACGGAACCGAAGAACAGGCCAAGUUCUAUACUCCCGACGCGGCCACUGGGCCUGAGGAACGCGGCCGUGGGCGGCCGCCCUUCGUCCCCGAGUCUAGCCUGGCCUCCGGGUCCGCUUCCCUCAAAGUGACCAAGUACGACUACGCGAGUGUGGGCCGCGCGGCGGCGAGCUCUGCCACCUUGUUAGACGGGACCCCCUGUGCUGCCGCCAGUUUCAAGGACGACGCCAAAGGCCCGCUCAACUUGAACAUGACUAUGCAGGCGACCAGCGUCGCCUCUUGCCUGAGACCUUCGCUGACCGACGGCCUGCCGUGGGGGGCGGCCCCGGGGAGGGCCCGCAAGAAGCGGAAACCCUACACGAAGCAGCAGAUUGCUGAGCUGGAGAACGAAUUCCUCCUCAAUGAAUUCAUCAACCGUCAGAAGCGCAAGGAGUUGUCCAACAGGCUGAACCUCAGUGACCAGCAGGUCAAAAUCUGGUUCCAGAAUCGGCGCAUGAAGAAGAAGCGCGUAGUGCUGCGUGAGCAGGCGCUGGCGCUCUAUUAG
This is a messenger RNA of Chrysochloris asiatica (Cape golden mole), 816 nucleotides long. RefSeq names its product homeobox D12 (gene HOXD12). The coding region runs from base 1 to 816 and encodes 271 amino acids. The transcript is spliced from 2 exons. Gene Ontology annotation, biological process: regulation of DNA-templated transcription. NCBI's taxonomy places the organism in Eukaryota, Metazoa, Chordata, Mammalia, Afrosoricida, Chrysochloridae. The record is from RefSeq and is a predicted model, not a curated record. Gene Ontology annotation, molecular function: DNA-binding transcription factor activity, RNA polymerase II-specific; sequence-specific double-stranded DNA binding.